Messenger RNA from Pelagomonas calceolata, 1510 nucleotides. NCBI's taxonomy places the organism in Eukaryota, Pelagophyceae, Pelagomonadales, Pelagomonadaceae. The record is from the annotation of a GenBank genome assembly.
AAGCCGACGCUUGCUGCAUCACGCAGGGCUCCAUCGGGGCUAGUUAUGGCAGCUUCUGCACUCAUUCAUUGAGCAUCGAUGCGGCGAGUGCCAGGUUACGGCUGCUGACGGCUAGCUGAGAGCUGCAGCCAUGCUUGUCCUCAGGCUGGCCUGCGUCGUCGCGUCGAGCGCAGCGCUCGCGGCUAAACGUGCACGGGCUGGCUUCGCGCAACCGCCACCCGCGGAUGAUCGACGCGCGCGACGGCUCGCCCGCGUGUGGCCUGCUGGCGCCAAGGUCGACGCGCCCGCAGCGCCGACGUGGGACGAGCUCUCUCAGCUGUGUGGCGACGCCGUGGCCGCGCGCACUGCCGCAGCAGAUGCAUCAGUCGUCUUCUGGCGCGACGCCGCACAUUGGUGUCCCUAUUGCCAGUCGUUCGAGAUCGUGCUCGGCGAGCGAAGGAUAGACCACGUCGUUCGCUGCGUCCCGCUGCGAUGCUAUGGCGAGAAGCCGGCCGAGUUCGUCGACGUCGCGGGAGCCGACGCAACGCUUCCGGUCCUAAUCGUCGACGGGCGCGUCUACGGCUCGUCGCGCGCCGCGAUGCGUGUGUUGUGCGAUGAAGCGCGGUUCCCUUCGCCGGAGCACCCGCCAGUCAGCUUCGACUACGCGUUUUCUGCCAUCGAACGAGAGCUGGCCACAGCAUACGGCGUCUGGCUCGUCGACGGUCGGCGCCGUGGCAUACGCGAGCGCUUCCACGCUGCACUCGAUGCUCUCGAGGCGACGCUUAGCGAUGGGAGGCAUUUCUUUGGUGGAACACGACCGUCCUGCGAAGAUGCGACUAUGGCGCCGACGCUCGAGCGCGCGGCCGCGGUGGCUGCUUAUUUCAAGGGCGAUGCGACGGUCGCUGGUGGUCGCGUGCGCUCUGAUGACGAGCUCGCGGUUCGAGGCAUCGACGCCGCACCGAGGCAUCCGUUGCUGCAAGCAUGGGCAGAGCGCUUUGCGGAACGGGGGCACUGGCGCCGAGCCGACUGGUAUACGCACGCGCAUUCGCUCCCGGUCCAGCUCGGCGGGCAGAGCUUUGAUUCAUUUGAGAUUCGCGACCUCGUCGAUGGCGCGUGGAUCUUAGAUGACGGGCUCGAAGACUCUACAACUCGAAGGCGCCAAGCGGCGGCACUGCUCGCACGCAACACCGAUGCCAUCGCGCGCUUUGCUGCCCGUGGCUGCCGGAAACCGACGAAGCGCGAGCGUGACCGCACCACGGCACCGCUCGCCGACGCGGAUGUAGUCGACGUGCCCGAGGCAGCGCUCCCUGCCAUUGAUGCGCUUGUUCGGCUCGUCGCAGCGCGGUUGCUUGCCGAAGAUGACACGACGCGCGCUUCGGUCGACGCGGCCGCGGCGACAGCGGCCCGCUCUGUCCCGGUAGCCCCUGCUCACGCGGCGAUGGCGUAUCUGCGGGACCGAGUUGGCGUCCCACGCGAUGCAGACCAUCCGGUGGCGCACGAAUUGCGGUGUGGUUUGAAUUGGAUGUGUAAG